Messenger RNA from Ichthyophthirius multifiliis, 858 nucleotides. Its product is annotated as protein kinase domain protein. The transcript has 5 exons. The record is from RefSeq and is a predicted model, not a curated record. Lineage: Eukaryota; Ciliophora; Oligohymenophorea; Hymenostomatida.
AUGAUAAAAUUAAUAAUAAAAAAAUAUUAUAAAGAUAAACCAGCUGAUUUUACAUAUCUUAAAUAAUAUGGUUAUAAUAUUUAUAAAGAAUUAGGUAGGGGAGGAUAUGGUGUAGUUUAUAAAGCUUCUGAAUGGAAAGAUGGAAAAGAAAAUAAAUAAAAAAAUAUGCUAUUAAAAUAAACUUUCAAACAGUUUCACCAGAAUUAAUAUAUUCGGAAAUCGCUUUCUUAACAUUAUUAAGAGGACUUCCAAGUACUUCUGAAAUGUGUAAUCUUUUUACUUAUGAAGAUAAAACUCAUAUUGUUAUUUAAUAUUUUAAAUACAAACCUUUUAUUUAAUUUUUUGCUGAUUUUAAAAUGGAAGAUAUAAAACAUUAUAUUUAUCAAAUGCUUUUAGGUGUAAAAACUUUAAAAAGUAUAGGAAUAUACCAUAGAGAUGUUAAACCAGGAAAUUUCUUAUAUAAUCCAAAAACAAGAAAAGGAAUUUUAAUAGAUUACGGAUUAUCUGAAACAGAUGACAAUUAUAUAGAAUAAUUAAAAAAAGAAUAUUAAAGAGAUAAAAGAGUCGAAAUUUAAAAAUAAUUAGAAUUGUAUAAUAAUAUAAAAAAAUGUGAAAGAAUAGUAGGUAGAAAUAAAAUAGGUACUGAAUCAUUUAUGCCUUUAGAAUCUAUUUUAAGAUAUAAAGAUUAAGGAUAUUCAGUUGAUAUAUGGCCUAUAGGUGUUGUAUUUUUAUAGUUUUUAUUAAAAAAUAUAACAUUUUUAAUAAUGUGAGAAUGUAAAAUAAACCUAAUUAACAUAAAAAUAAUAACAACAAAUCAGGAUAAAUAAAAAAUACAUAUUUUAUAACUUUUAUAAUUGA